Pedinophyceae sp. YPF-701 is the source of this 2559-nucleotide messenger RNA. Lineage: Eukaryota; Viridiplantae; Chlorophyta; Pedinophyceae. The record is from the annotation of a GenBank genome assembly.
AUGAAGGUGGUCUCUCUCUUCAGCGGGAUCGGCGGACUCGACCUCGGCCUCGAGCAGGCGGGACACGAGAUCAUCCUGCAGUGCGAGAACUUUCCCGACGCCCAGGCGGUCCUCCAGGCCCACUUCCCCUCCGCGGUCCUCGUCCCGGACAUCCGCCAGCUGCGCACGCUGCCAAAGGAGACGGAGUGCGUGGCGGCGGGCUUCCCAUGCAUCGACGUGUCCGUCAACGGCCUCCGCAGGGGCCUCCAGGGGCCCAGCUCGGGCCUGGUCGCCCACGUCUUCCGCCUCCUGCGCGACGCCAAGGAUCGCAACCGGCCCGUGCCGUGGGUGCUCCUGGAAAACGUCGAGGGGCUCUUGUCGCCGACGAAGGACGCCGGCGGGGCCUUGAUGCCCCCGCCCGUGCAGACGAUCGUCAGCGAGUUCGAGGCGAUCGGAUACUCUUCCUGGGCUCAGCGCAUCAUUUGCUCGCAGGCCUUCGGUCUCCCGCAGCGCCGCCGCCGCGUCUUCAUCCUCGCGGCGUUCCACGCCGAUGCCCGCGACGUCCUCCUCACCGGCGGCCAGCUCAUGUGCGCCGGCGCGUGCCACGACCGCCUGUCGACCACGGACUUGCGCCAACCGUGCUACCGCUGCUGGGAGCCGGACGCGGACCCGAACACGCACGCCUUCGCGUUCGAUCUCGGCGAGGCGCGCUCGCUGCCGAGCGUGGAGUGCGCGCCGACCAUGACCAGCAAGUAUCGCGCCUUGGUCGUGUUGCUACAAAACCAGUACGGAAUGCUCCGUGUAGCCGACGCCGAGCGCCUCCAGGGCCUCCCCGAGAACUGGACGCGCGUGGAGGUGCCCCGGGGUGCAGCGGGCGUCGCGUCGCCUUCCGCGCAGAGCCUCACGCCGAACGCGGACGGGUCGCGGCCGUCGGUGUGGACCAUGAUCGCCAACGCGGUCACGGUGCCGGUGGCGCGGUGGAUCGGCGAGAAGCUCGCGCCGGGCAUGCUGCAUGCGAGCAAGUACGUCGGGGGCAGGGACGACGUCCCGCUGGCGACGUGCAUGCAGCGUGAGGUGCCUCUGGCGCCUGAUGGCGCUGCGCGCGACCAGGGGCGCGGACAGCGGGCGGUCGCGCUGCAGCCGGGGGCGUCCUGGCCGGACGCUGCGUGGUGGGUCGUCGGGCAGGGGCGGCACGUCGCAGCGGCUGGAGACUCCCCCGUUCUGGUCCCUUUCACUCCCCUGAGCAAGUUCAUCAAGGGCGUCGGACUCCCCCCGGGGCCUGGGCGCGUGUCGACGUACCUCAACCGCCUCCUGGAGCGCGGCUGGCCCAAGGUCCGCGUCGACGCGCUGCGCCGGCGCUUCAUGCGGGCCGGCGCGCGCAAUCUCGAGCUGGACGGCGAGGCGGACUGCCUGGACGGGCGCUCCUACGUGCCGCGCGUGCGCGACGGCGUCGAAAGGGCGGACCGCGUCGCGGAGGAGCCGUUGUCGGGGGCGCGACUGGAGAGCGCCGUGCAGGACAGGGUCCAGGACGUGAUUGCGGCGACCGUGGCGGACCAGGCGGAUUUCGGCGGCAGGGGGGGGGUUGGGGGGGUGGAAGGUUCUUCAGACGACGACGACCCGAUGGGCGGCGGGCCGACCGAGGACGACGGGCCCGGGACGGGGGGGGUGCCCGUCGAAUGCGAGGAGGUGUUUGGGACCUAUUACCCCUUGACCGAUUUGAUUCGCUGCGAGGCGCCGUGCUGCGCCGGGAAGGGCCUUGCGCCGAACAGCGGGCCGCGGGACGGGAUGUUCUCGGGGACAGAGUGGCUGACGCACGCGGGGUCUCAAAAGAAGAACUGGCGGUCUAUUUUGGUCAUAUCCGGCCGCGGCGUGCCGUUCGUGGACCCCGCGGCACCGAACGUCACGAUCGCGACGUGGUUCAAGCGCGCGGCCGAGGACCGGCGCAGGCGGCAGCGCAAGGAAGGCGCGGCCAAGCGGCCGCGACAGACCGGGCUCACGAUCCCGCGCACGAUGCAGAAGGAGCCGUGCGGCGUUUGCUCCUCGUGCAUGGAGCGUGGGGGAAACAGACUGUGUCUGAGCAUCAGGGCGUUCCGCGCGGCCCAGAGCGGCCACGCAGGUGGCAUGCUGGCGUCGAUGCGCGAGGGCGCGAUCGGGGCCACCGUGGAGGUGUUUUGGCCCCUUGACGAGAAGUUCUACCAAGGCCACGUGAUCCAGUUUGAUCCCUACAAGUGCCAGCACAUGAUCAAGUACGUCGACGGCGACGUGGAACAGAUCCCUCUGUGGAGCCCAAUGCAGAACAUCCGAAUUACAACCCCCCCGGGGGACUGGCCGGCGAAGCGCCUGCAGCUGCAGCACAGCAGCGACGUCCUCGCGCUCAUCAGCCGCUCCGUGCCGCCCCACGGCGCGGCAACGCCCCGCACGGACACGCCGCCAGCUGGCGCCGCAGCCGACACGCCAGCGACCGUCGUCGUGCCCGUCGUAGCCGUUGAACCCGCUGCGAUUCCCGGCAACGCGCCAGCGGGCUGCGGCGUCCCGGCCGCGGCCGCGCCGGGCAUGGAAACCCCCGCGGCGCCGGCGUGA